Knipowitschia caucasica is the source of this 2373-nucleotide messenger RNA. Lineage: Eukaryota; Metazoa; Chordata; Actinopteri; Gobiiformes; Gobiidae. The record is from the annotation of a GenBank genome assembly.
AUGGGAGGAGAGGGCAGCAGCGUGCCUGUGCUCACGCUCACAGGGGGAGGGUCUGGGGGGGCCUGGGGAGUGACAUCGCGCCUGGACAUCUCCGGACGCGCCAUGGAGUACCUCAACUUUUGUUUUGCCUUUUCGUUCUGGGUCAAGUUCGCCUCUUGUGUCUACUCUACUGACUCUCCUCCUGCCCCUGCGCCUAUUCCCACAGAAAAGCUGCUGGUUCUGACAGUGGCCACUGAGGAGACAGACGGCUUCAAGCGCUUCAUGCAGUCGGCAAAGUAUUUCAACUACAAUGUCAAAGUGCUGGGGAUGGAGGAGACGUGGAAAGGAGGUGAUGUCGGCCGCUCCAUCGGUGGAGGUCAGAAAGUGCGCCUUCUGCGGGCCGCCAUGGAGGAGCUGUCUGGACAGGAGGACCUGGUGGUUCUCUCUGUAGACAGUUACGAUCUCAUCUUCGCUGGGGGGCCGGAAGAAAUCCUCAAGAAGUUCCAGCAGGCGAACCACAAAGUGAUUUUUGCAGCAGAGGGUUUGAUUUGGCCCGACAAACGACUGGCAGAGAGGUAUCCGACUGUGAGGGGAGGAAAGCGCUACCUGAACUCCGGGGGUAUCAUUGGGUAUGCUCCGUACAUUAGCAGAAUCGUGUCGCAGUGGGAUCUCCAUGACAACGAUGAUGACCAGCUUUUCUACACAAAGAUAUACUUGGACCCACUGCAACGGAUGAAUCUCAACAUGACCUUGGAUCACAAGUGCCAGAUUUUCCAGAACUUGAACGGCGCUGUCGACGAAGUGCUUCUGAAGUUUGGCACCGACCGCGUCCGAGUCCGAAACACCGCCUAUGACUCUCUCCCAGUGGUCGUCCAUGGCAACGGCAACACCAAAAUGUAUUUGAACUACUUGGGAAACUACGUCCCCAACGCCUGGAACUAUGAACACGGCUGCGGCAACUGUGAUGAGGACAUUGUGGAUCUGACACAGUUAAGAGAACUACCCACGGUGCUGGUCGGGGUCUUCAUCGAACAGCCCACUCCCUUCCUCACAGAAUUCUUCCAUCGGCUCCUCAACAUGGAUUACCCCAGGGACAAAAUACGACUUUUUGUUCACAAUAAUGAGGUCUAUCACGAGAAGCACAUCCAAAGGUUCUGGGAGGCAAACCGGAACGUCUUCAGCAGUUUCAAAGUGGUGGGACCGGAAGAGAAUCUGAGCCAGGGAGAAGCCAGGAAUAUGGGCAUGGAUCUGUGCCGACAAGACUCCACCUGCGACCACUACCUCAGCAUCGACGCCGACGUGAUGCUCACCAACCGGCAGACGCUCAAGCAGCUGAUCGAGCAGAACAGGAAAAUAAUUGGGCCCCUUGUCACUCGUCAUGGCAAACUGUGGUCCAACUUCUGGGGAGCCCUGAGCCUGGACGGUUAUUACGCUCGCUCCGAAGAUUAUGUCGACAUCGUGCAAAGAAAAAGAGUGGGCGUGUGGAACAUUCCUUUUAUGGCGCACGUCUACCUCAUCCAGGGCACCGCACUGAGGAAUGAGCUGAAAGAGAGGAACCAUUUUGUUUUAGAGAAACUGGACCCGGACAUGGCUUUCUGCAGAAAUGCCAGAGAGCUGACCAGUCACAGAGAAAAAGACUCCCCCUCUCCGGAAUCAUUCCAUAUGCUCAGGAGCCCGAAGGGAGUCUUCAUGUACAUAACGAACCGCCACGAAUUCGGGAGACUAAUUUCCACCGCCAAUUAUAACGUUUCUCAUUAUAACAGCGACUUGUGGCAGAUAUUUGAAAACCCAGUGGACUGGAAGGAGAAGUACAUCCACCAGAACUACUCACAGAUCUUCACACACAACUCAAUGGAAGAGCCGUGUCCGGAUGUGUUCUGGUUCCCCGUCUUCUCCGAGACGUUCUGUGACGAGCUGGUGGAGGAGAUGGAGCACUAUGGGUCAUGGUCCGGGGGCAGUCAUGAGGACAAACGGAUCGCUGGAGGCUACGAGACAGUACCCACGGACGAUAUCCACAUGAAGCAGAUCGGUUAUGAAAAAGAGUGGCUGCAUUUCCUCCGAGAGUUCAUUUCACCGGUGACGCUGAAGGUGUUCUCCGGAUACUAUACUAAGGGGUAUGCAGUGAUGAACUUUGUGGUGAAGUACACUCCAGAGAGACAGUCGUACCUGCGGCCGCACCACGACUCCUCCACCUUCACCAUCAACGUCGCGCUCAACAACAAGAACACUGACUUCCUGGGUGGAGGCUGCCGUUUCCAUAGAUACAACUGCUCCAUCGAGUCUCCGAGGAAAGGCUGGACCUUCAUGCACCCAGGACGCCUGACCCACCUGCACGAAGGCUUGCCCACCACCAACGGCACGCGCUACAUCGCUGUGUCCUUCAUUGACCCAUGA